UUGUUCAAAUCCUCAAAUUAUCUUAAUUUGAAAGUUCAUCGAUGGCAUUGACCUUGUAUUUUUACAACAAAAACCUUCAAUUGAAAUGAAAACAAUGUAGAGUGGUCGACAUGCGCAAGGCAUGUUUUAUUGCAAGACGGCGGCAAUUUUUGAAGUGUUUUGUUGUGAUUAUUUUAAUUUACAUUUUGUUCAAAGUCCAAAACUCUAUAUGGAGAGAGGAAUCUGUGUUGGAAACUGAGUUACCUACAUUAGUCAUACAACGUGGAAAUGAUCAUUACUUCAAGCGCAAUAUCAAACUGAGUUUACAAACUUACACCAGAAAUAGAUUUCCGUGGGAAGAGAGAAAGCAAAAAACGAAAUCUUUAAAUUCACUGGCGUCACACGGUCGACUUAACGUUCAUAUCUGGCAGGAUAUAUGUGGAAUUGAUCUUAGAAAUUUAAAAAUCAUUUUAUUUCCAAAAUAUCCUUCAAGACGAUUUUAUGUCAAUGACACAAAAUUCUCCCAUGCAUUGGGAAAUUUUCAUUUUGGUGAAAAGAUAUUUGGUUACAUAGUUACUAAGACCACUGGAGACCACGUGUUUCAAAUUCAAGGUGAUUCUGUUGAAUUCUGGCUUGGUAAAAACUCAAAACCAUCAUCUUCCAGAUUGGUGUAUUCAGGCAAUCAGAAUUUCCAUACUAGAACCUUUGACUUGCUAUUGAUGGCUAAGACGAAAUACUAUUUUGAAUUGUUGCAUAAGAAAUCUGAUAAGGAAGAUAAUUUUAAACUCCUUUGGAAGACUCCAGGGGCAUCAACAUUUGUGGAGAUUAGCGGGUACAAUAUUGCCACAAUCUUGUCAGACAUUUAUUUGCAAGAUGGUGAAAUUGAUAAUUAUAGCGAGGAGUUGAAUGUUGCUGUCAUUCAUAAGAAACAAAAAUUUCCAAUGUUAAAUAAAGAUGAAAAAUAUCGUAAUAACUUGUAUAAACUACCUAUCAUACCAAAUGAAGCUUUGAAAAAUGUCCUACCCAGCUGUGAGUAUUCUCCAAGUUAUAUUGUACAUCAUCAAUUAAAAAACUACAAAGGUGUAUGGGAAACACAUUAUAAUUCACUGUACCCAGUUGAUGACACAAAUGUAACUCGCAAUGGUUGGAUUUGUCUUGGAAAUGAUCCAAUCAGAGAGAAUGAGGCACUUGACAUUGUUAAAAUGUAUAUGAAUUAUUUCCAGAAAGCUUGUAGCAGGUGCUACAAAUUGAGGAGGAUUCUUAGUGUGGAGAAGAACCAUGACCCUGUUAAUGGUGAUCGCUAUCUCCUUGAACUUGAGGUCACAGAUGAUAAAAAUGUUUCCACUUUCAGGCUCUCUGAAUACAUCUACAAAAGUAAUAAAAAAAGUGGCAUUUGUUCACCAGUGGGCUAUAAAUGGAACAGAAAUGCUACUGUAAAUAUUGUGUUGACAGUUGGCGGUAGACAGGGACGAUGGCUGCAACAUUUUAUUAAUAAUCUUGAAGAGAUAUAUCAAGAAACCAAAGAUGAAUUCCUAAAUGUUAUCAUUAUUGAUUUUCACACUAAAGAUAUCGAUAUCAAACAUGCUUUGGAAAAGAGUCGAUUAUACCGAUAUGUAUUGCUCCACAUGAAGUCUAAAUUUCAUAAAUCAAUUGGUUUGCAGUAUGCCAUGACUGUGGUGACAAAUCCAAAUGAUAUUGUAUUUGUGUGUGAUUUACACUUGUCCAUGCCUGUCACUAUCGUUGAUCAUAUACGUAAGCAUUGUAUUCAGGGGAAAACCACAUUUAAUGCACUUUUGAUUCGUCUGGACUGUGGUUAUACUGUGAAUCAUCCCAAUGGGCGCUGGGAACACGAUGGAUAUGGACUUAUAGCAAUGUACAAGUCAGAUUGGGAUAGAAUUGGUGGCAUGGACGUGGAACGAUUUAGGCAUGCCUGGGGUGGUGAAGACUGGGACCUAGUAGAUAAAAUCUUAUCAGCCGGCCUGGAAAUAGAACGCUUGAAGGUGCUUAACUUUUUUCAUUUUUAUCACACAAAAAAGGGAAUGUGGAAAGAUUCGGAACAAAAGUUGCCAUGAAAAUUUAUUGUCGCAUCAAGAUUGAAAAUUCUUUAAAAGGGACAACAUAUAAUACCGGCUGCUAGUUGAAUAAAAAAAAUAAAAAAUGUUUUGUAAUAAUAUUUUUCAAUCCGAUUCAUUCCUUUGAUGUGUGAAGAACUAGAUGGUCAGCCUUCGUUUAUCAUUGAAGACCUUAUAUUUUUAAUGUCUGUCACUAUGCUAAGCCCACACGUGCAUAAAAUAUUGUUAGCUACGUUGAUUCAAGCACGAAAGAUUUUCCUCCAUUGGAAAUGUAAUGCACAAGUGAGAUUAGCACAGUGAUCGGGCUUCGAAAUUUUACAAUAGCUUAAUUUCUAAACGUCAUUUUUAUGUACACCUUGUAGAAUGCUAAUUAGAAGAAAUCAAAUGUUAACUUUGGCUAAUAAACACAAUAAGAAAAAAUGAGA
Messenger RNA from Xenia sp. Carnegie-2017, 2476 nucleotides. RefSeq names its product beta-1,4-N-acetylgalactosaminyltransferase 3-like. NCBI's taxonomy places the organism in Eukaryota, Metazoa, Cnidaria, Anthozoa, Malacalcyonacea, Xeniidae. Gene Ontology annotation, cellular component: Golgi cisterna membrane. The record is from RefSeq and is a predicted model, not a curated record. Gene Ontology annotation, molecular function: acetylgalactosaminyltransferase activity.